AUUUAAUGAAUUAAAUUGUUAACUUUACUAUUAUUUAUAUAUUUAUUUAUUUUAAAAUAAUUAAUUUUAUAUAUUUAUGACUAUUAACGUACUAUUAAACGUAACAUUAACUUAAAAACGACGUAAAAUAUUCAUACGUAUUUUAUACAUAACUUUGCUGUAUUGUAUUUUACUAACUAUGAGUCAAUGAGUGGGAGACAAGGGAGAAAAAGUAAAGAUUAUUCGUAAAGUAGGAUGAGAAGAGAACACGACCGGAAAGGAUUGCCCGAUAGCAAGCGCGCGCAAAGAGCUGAGCAGUGGUGGUGACUGGUGAGAUGAGAGGUAAGUGGUAAGUGAUAAGGAGCGCAUCAUCAUCAUCCACAAAGCCAAACAUCACAACCCAACAAAAACCCUGAAGCACAGAAAUAAUCGGAACCCUAAUCCAAUUCAAUCCACAAACAAAUUUCCGCCCUCAUUAUUUUCUCUCACAAAUUUCAAAUAAUCUUCCGCCACCCAAAAUGCCGUUCCCUUUAUCUCCUUCCUCUCACUUGGCGCUGCUGCGUUCCUUUCAUCCACUCCCACACCAUUGUUCAAAAACUAUCUUACCACACAGAAAACCGGAACCGAGUGCACUCCAAUGGCGAUGGCUAUGCCGCUGCUUCGCCGGCUCUCCUCUUCUCUCAACCACCCUACCCGCCCUUUCCUCACUCCUCUCUGUUACAAGUCUUCCUUGCCUGAUGAAGCUGUUUACGAGAAGGAGAAGCCCGGCGUCACCUGGCCGAAGCAGCUCAAUGCGCCGCUGGAAGUCGUGGAUCCUGAGAUUGCUGACAUCAUCGAGCACGAGAAAAAUCGUCAGUGGAAGGGCCUGGAACUCAUACCCUCAGAGAACUUCACUUCGUUAUCAGUGAUGCAAGCAGUUGGAUCCGUCAUGACCAACAAGUACAGUGAAGGAUACCCUGGUGCUAGAUACUAUGGAGGGAACGAGUACAUUGACAUGGCAGAGUCCUUGUGUCAGAAGCGUGCACUGGAAGCAUUCAGGUUGGAUCCUGCAAAAUGGGGAGUUAAUGUGCAGCCACUAUCUGGUUCUCCUUCCAACUUCCAAGUCUACACUGCCUUGUUGAAACCUCACGAUAGAAUAAUGGCUCUUGAUCUUCCUCAUGGUGGGCAUCUUUCCCAUGGUUAUCAGACAGACACCAAGAAGAUAUCUGCAGUGUCAAUAUUUUUUGAGACAAUGCCAUACAGGCUGAAUGAGAACACUGGCUACAUUGACUAUGAGCAGAUGGAGAAGAGUGCCACUCUUUUCAGACCAAAAUUGAUAGUGGCUGGUGCUAGCGCAUAUGCUCGCCUUUAUGAUUAUGCAUUCAUUCGGAAGGUCUGUGACAAACAAAAGGCCAUAAUGUUGGCAGACAUGGCUCACAUUAGCGGGCUGGUUGCGGCUGGUGUGGUCCCAUCACCAUUUGAUUAUGCAGAUGUGGUGACCACCACAACCCACAAGUCCCUUCGUGGCCCACGUGGAGCCAUGAUUUUCUUCAGGAAGGGAGUUAAAGAGGUCAACAAACAAGGAAAGGAGGUGUUGUAUGACUUUGAAGACAAAAUUAACCAAGCUGUCUUUCCUGGACUUCAAGGAGGUCCGCACAACCACACAAUCACUGGUUUAGCAGUUGCAUUGAAACAGGCUACAACCCCUGAGUACAAAGCUUAUCAGGAACAAGUACUCAGAAAUUGCUUCAAGUUUGCCGAGGCUUUAGGGGAGAUGGGAUAUGAACUAGUUUCCGGUGGAACUGAGAACCACUUAGUUUUGGUGAACUUGAAGAACAAGGGUAUUGAUGGCUCCAGGGUCGAAAAAGUGUUGGAAGCUGUUCACAUUGCUGCAAACAAGAAUACAGUUCCCGGGGAUGUGUCUGCCAUGGUUCCUGGUGGCAUCAGGAUGGGAACCCCAGCUCUUACCUCUAGGGGAUUUGUUGAGGAGGAUUUUGUUAAGGUUGCUUACUUCUUCGAUCUUGCUGUUAAGAUUGCAGUGAAUGUUAAAGCUGCGAGCACAGGGACAAAGCUGAAGGACUUCGUAGCGGGGAUGCAGUCCGCCAAUUUCCAAUCUGAGAUUGCCAAGCUCCGCCAUGAUGUUGAAGAAUACGCGAAGCAGUUCCCGACGAUUGGCUUUGAGAAAGAGACAAUGAAGUACAAAAGCUGAACAAGGCGCCCGUUGCUGCUGCAUUAGGUAUAAGCACCGGUAGAUUAUCAUUUGCUACUUAUGAAAUGAAAGCAUAAUGUCGUCUCAUUGAAAGCAUUAGUACAUUUGGAUUCAACAUGAGACAAUGUUGAAAGACGAGUAGUCAUCUUAUCUUACACUCGAUGUUAAUAUUUGAUUGUCAGUGGAGCAGGUUGGAAGGGUUUGCCAAAUGAAUGCUUAUCUUCAAAGACAUCUUACAUCCAAGUCAUGAAGCCAUUAUGUAUGAGAUGUAAAUGUUGGCCUUUCUUGUAUUACGAUUUACGAAUGCCUGUAAAGCAACGAAACCGACCACGGUUUAUGUCGAUACUAAAUAUAUACAGAGAAAGGCUAAUUAGUUGGUGAUGAAUUGCAAGAAUAAACGUAUGCACCCCUGCUUCAUCCUCGUUAGUUCUUUAUCUUAUUAUGAUCUCAUAUGUAACAGGUUUUGGGAUUUGGUGAGACAUAAUGUAACACCUUGUGUGAAGUACAACAAGAAUGGGUGACCUUAUUGAGAGUCACCUUGAAUUGCACCCAAGUCGAAAACAGUGAGGGUCGAGACCCAAAUCGGACAAUAUUUUCGUCGAAAAAAGGUUCGGGAUGUUACAAGUGGUAUCAGAGCCUCUCUGCGUCCUUCUUGAAUGAUGGUGGGCCAAAACUCAACAAGGAUGUUGAGUCCCAAGCAUGGUUGUCACGCCGUCCGGCGUGCCACUGGUUGAACCUAGUUCAACCUAUAUCAGUCAUAAAACCGGCAUGACACCACCGGUAUGACCGGCAUGAUCGAUAUACGAAUCUCUAAGUAAAAUGAUCUUAUAUUAGUGAAUUUAUUUGAUAAAAAGUAAUUUAUUUUAUGUGUUAAAAAGUUAAAUAUUGAUGUUAUUUGUUGGGUUCAAGUGCAAAUAUUUAGGUAUUGACGUUAAAUGUCGUGCUUAAAUAUGAGUAUUUGUAAAUUAUUUGUAAUAUUAACCGGUACAAACCGGUAUGUACCACCGGUCGAACCAUUCCACUUGCUAAACCGGCACACUGGCACAAACCGGUUUGACAACCUUGGUCCCAAGGGAGAGGGGGGGGGGGGGGAGGUGUAUGUAACAGUUUAGGCAAAUCCCACAUCGACAAAGCACGGGAGAGAUCCAUGGUUCACAAGUAAGAAAUCGGCCUUAACUAACAAGACGCGUUUUGGAGUGAAAUGAAAGAGUUCUUGCGAGAGCUCUGAAGUUAAACGUGCUCAGUGUGGAGUACAACAAGGAUGGGUGACCUUAAAGGAAGUCACCUUGAAUUGCACCCCAAAUCGAAAAUCGUGAGAGUCGAGGCCCAAAGCCGACAAUAUCUUCGUUGAGAAAAGGUUUGGGAUGUUACACAAGACCAUCUUCAAUAAUAAGUUAAAAAAUCAAGAGUUCAAAAAAAAUCUUUCAGUUCUCUCUUUCUUUCUCCGCUCUUUUUCUGUCCUCCCCCAAAAGAAACAAAAUUGAAACAAGUGACAUCCUAUUAGGCCCCGUUUAGUAUUAUUUUGUUGUUGUUGUGGUUAUAUUGAUGUUGUGCAAACACAUGCACAACCACAACAAGAAAAAAACAGACAACUCAAAC
Molecule: messenger RNA, 3766 nt
Organism: Linum trigynum
Lineage: Eukaryota; Viridiplantae; Streptophyta; Magnoliopsida; Malpighiales; Linaceae
Source: the annotation of a GenBank genome assembly